This is a messenger RNA of Saccostrea echinata, 4031 nucleotides long. RefSeq names its product integrator complex subunit 7-like. The transcript has 29 exons. Gene Ontology annotation, molecular function: RNA helicase activity; nucleic acid binding; ATP binding. Gene Ontology annotation, biological process: snRNA 3'-end processing. Gene Ontology annotation, cellular component: integrator complex. The coding region runs from base 16 to 4014 and encodes 1332 amino acids. Lineage: Eukaryota; Metazoa; Mollusca; Bivalvia; Ostreida; Ostreidae. The record is from RefSeq and is a predicted model, not a curated record.
CACAGAAAAAGAAAAAUGGCGAGACGCGUGUUGGAAGAAGAUUUGAAAACUAUCGAGUUCGAGACAAGUGAAGAUGUUGAUGUUACCCCGACAUUUGAUCACAUGGGUUUACGAGAAGAUCUUCUAAGAGGAAUAUAUGCAUAUGGGUUUGAAAAGCCAUCAGCCAUUCAGCAAAGAUCAAUUAAACCAAUAGUAAAGGGAAGAGAUGUCAUUGCACAGGCACAGUCUGGAACAGGAAAGACAGCCACCUUUUCGAUCUCCAUUCUACAAUGUUUGGACACACAGAUAAGGGAAACACAAGCUCUUGUUCUCUCCCCAACCAGAGAGUUAGCAGUUCAAAUUCAGAAGGUGAUCCUCGCCCUUGGAGAUUACAUGAGUGUGCAGUGCCAUGCCUGUAUUGGUGGUACAAACAUUGGAGAAGACAUCAGGAAGCUGGACUAUGGACAACAUGUUGUUUCUGGAACACCAGGAAGAGUGUUUGAUAUGAUAAGAAGAAGAAAUCUCCGAACAAGAUCCAUAAAAAUGCUGGUGUUUGAUGAAGCAGAUGAAAUGUUAAAUAAAGGAUUUAAAGAGCAGAUCUAUGAUGUGUACAGAUACCUCCCUCCAGCUACGCAAGUCGUAUUAAUCUCUGCUACACUCCCACACGAGAUCCUUGAGAUGACCAACAAAUUCAUGACAGACCCCAUUAGAAUCUUGGUCAAACGUGAUGAGUUGACUUUGGAGGGAAUCAAACAGUUCUUUGUUGCUGUUGAAAGAGAAGAGUGGAAGUUUGAUACAUUGUGUGACCUCUAUGAUACUCUUACCAUCACACAGGCAGUCAUAUUUUGCAACACAAAGAGAAAGGUUGAUUGGUUAACAGAGAAGAUGAGGGAGGCCAACUUCACCGUAUCCUCCAUGCAUGGUGACAUGGUACAGAAGGAGAGGGACGCCAUCAUGAAAGAAUUCCGCUCGGGGGCCAGUCGAGUGUUAAUAACAACAGAUGUGUGGGCCAGAGGCAUUGAUGUACAGCAAGUGUCUCUUGUCAUAAACUAUGACCUCCCAAACAACAGAGAAUUGUACAUCCACAGAAUUGGUCGAUCAGGUAGAUUUGGACGUAAGGGUGUGGCCAUUAACUUUGUCAAGAAUGAUGAUAUCAGGAUCUUGAGAGACAUUGAACAGUACUAUGCCACACAAAUUGAUGAAAUGCCAAUGAACGGAUUGAGGUCAGCAAAGCUUGGAGUGCAAUGUGAAGCAGUAGUCAAAUUCCCAAGAUUGUUUGAGAAAUACCCCUUUCCCAUUAUAAUCAAUUCUGCAUUUCUAAAGCUUGCCGAUGUGUUUAGGGUUGCUGAUGUAUUUAAAGAAGGGAAUAAUUUAUUGCGAUGGUGCAUUCUUCGGGUGAUUCAGCAAAGUGACAAACACCUGGACAAAGUGUUCAAUGUAGACGAGUUUGUAAGGAGGCUUUACACAGUCAUACACAGUAAUGACUCUGUUGCUCGGGCUCUUGCUAUCAGAACACUGGGAAGUAUUGCCUGUAUUAUAUCAGAGAGGAAGAAUGCUCACCAUAGUGUUGUCAAUGGUCUGGACUCACAUGAUGCAGUGGAAGUAGAUGCAGCUAUAUUUGCUGCAGAUAAAUUUUCUGCAAAGUCCAAAGUGUUUGCAGCCAAUAUUUGUAGUAAGAUAGCUGAAAUGAUUGAGGAUAUUGCCACUCCAGUACACCUCAAACUACAGUUGAUCCCCAUAAUGAAGAAUAUGUAUCACGACAGUUCUACUGCAGCCAAGGCAAGAGGCAUUUGUCUUCAUUUGCUAUCCACUUUCCCAGCUGAAAAAUUUGUGACUUUAAACCUGGAGACCUUGACCCAUUUAGCAGUGAGGUCACUAGGAGAUGUACACAGCCAGAUAGAACUUCUGAUACAUCAUCUCAAAACUGAUCCAAGAAACAGUGUAAAAUUAAUGUCCCUAAGAAGCCUAAAUCUGCUAGCCAGAAAAUCUCCCCAACUCUGGAAAUACAACUCUGUUGAGGAGUUACUGACCUUUGCUAUUUCCUGUCCCUCCUUCCUGUUGAAGUGGGCGUCUCUCCAGGUGUUGACCUCCCUGUCCUCCUCAUUUGCUUUCCAGAUGUUUCUCCACAGAGACAUGACAAUAUCAGAUAUUCAGAAAGUUCUGGAAGUCUGUAAUAUCUGCUAUCAGACCCAGGAUGCUGUCCUGUCCAGUAAAGCUAUAGAAUUUUACUCCAAUGUAGCUGUUGCUUACAAGAAAAGCAAGGCCUGUAUGAUAGAAGUAGAACAGGAUUUGAUAGAAGGGGCUCGACUGGCUAUAACCACACAGAUAUGUAUCUCUGUAUGGAGUCAGGAGCUUAAAGACAAGCAAGCUCUACUGUGUUGUCUGAAAUGUCUUGUAAAUCUUGUGAAUACUUACCCAGAAAUUGGUGAAACCUUUGUAAUGGAAUUAACACAGCUUCUGGAAUCUGCAUCAGAUGAGAACUGCGUCAAAAUUUGUGAAUGUCUAGCUGCCUUGGGGUCUACCAACCAUCAGCUGGUUGAAGAUAAUCUUGGUCAACUACUUCAAGUUUUCCAGAACCUGUCAUCUAAAGCUGCAACAAAACACCAACUAGAGUGUUGUUUGUAUCUGGGAACUGUCUUUUUUCAAGUGGCUGGAGGAGACACCAUUCCCUUACAUAUCCAGAGUAUGAUACUUCAGUGUGUUUCUAAGGCCAUGGAUGAUUGGUUUGGAUACAAAGUUGGUAGACAAGGCAUGCGAUAUGGACAGUAUCGGAUAGCAUCUGAGAUAUUUCAUAAUCUUGCACAACAUGUUGCCUCUGAGCAUAACUACUUCUGGCUGACAGGACUUCAUGGAAUCUGUGCUGCAGAGGCCUGUGUAGACAAAUCAGAGACUAACAUGAAGAUUCUGAUGUCACAAGUAUCAGAAAUGCUGGUCUUAUAUCAACGGGCAUUGGUGUCAUUAAAGGCGACCUCUACUGGUGUGGGUAGUAUGGUCUUUCAGUGUGAGUUUGUUUGUCUGAGGAUCUGGCUCUUACAGACACACCAACAACUGGUCCACACCUGUAACACGUUCAGGACCUGUCCCCCACCAGCCAUCGCCACAGCUAUGGCUGUCUCCAACAGACAUGAAAUCUCCAGGGUCAGCCAAAUACUGAAUCAGUUGGGAAAGUGUCUGAAGGAGUACGAGUCCCUGAGUGAGAGGUUCGCAGAUCUUUAUCAGUCAGCGUUUGAUGCAGACAAUCACACUCUACACACCAUUCUUCUAUUGCAGCAAAGUUGUGAGGUGAUCAAGUCCUGUAUUUUGACAUUCAUUAGAAGUAGCCAUGCCAGGUAUUUACAGUUUGGGGCACUGACAACCACAGACAGAGACACGUUAACUGUCACAAUUCAGUCCAUACAAAGAGAUCUCAACAGCAUCAUUCAGAAUCAGAGCAGUGAAGGACUGACACAUGUGCAUGUUGAUUUCCUGUGUCAGUGUGUGCGAAAAUUAGUACAGACCCCAUUUACCUAUCCAAGGUUCUUCUUUCAAACACUACAGGCUACUAAUAUAAAGUUGGCAGUUUCUCCCCAGCAGUCCUCAGCUCUUGAUCCUGUUCAGGUCCACAAGGACACUCAGUUGACUGUGAAAGUUGAGGGCAUUGUACAACAUGGGCGUCUUAGAAAUCUGUUCCGAAAAGUAGCCAAAGUACAAAUUUCUGCCAGUUCAGAAAUCGUAAACAAAGCUUCAACCUCCACAGAUCAAAAGAUUUCACUGGUUACUACCAACAACCUGAGCCAGAGUGUGGAGCCUCACAAUGACUAUUUCUCUGUGAACUUCCUGUUGACCUUUCCUGUAACUGGGUCACACACUGUUCACAUUCAAGCAGAUGUAAUUGAUGAAAAUAAGACACUAUGGAAGACAGGCCCUACAUUUUCUUUGUCUGUGAAGUCCUUUGAUGACUCAAUCAGUAAGAAACCUCAACAUAAACCUGUCAGAACAUCGUUUGGUCAAAUGCCGCCAAGUGUGUCUUCCUCUUCUAGUGCUAGUAACCAAUAAAACAUAUUUAGCAAAAA